CCUCCACCGGGGUUUCAUACGUACUACGGAUACCUAUGCCAUGCAUCUUCUCGUCUAUGCUCCAGCUCUUUUCUCGCUUCUGCAAGUCACUUUCGAGUCUGGAGCCUUGAGUCUUGAGGUCAGUGAGUGCGCCCAAUGCCACCAUCCGCAACGUCCCAUGUGGAGAUCAGCCCGGCUGGCCUCCCCGCUCCAGCGCUCCCUCGCCAACACAUCCUUACCGCCUCUUUCAUGAGCCUUUCUUUUUCUUAUCGACGAGACGUGUCGAAGCCGUCACACAAAGAUGCCAUACGCUUCAUCUCUUGAUUCAUCAUUGACUCACCAAUGGCUACUCUAAUUCUUGUGGUCUGAUCCACCCAGCUCGUUUUUCUCUCUUCUCCAACACCUCAAGACAGAGUAAACCACAGCGGCGAACAGGGAUCUGCAUCGUCUUGCUGCAGCCUACUGCAGCCUGUCUAACCAGGUCACCUGCGGCAACACGUGUAACCACUCUCACUGUCACCCUCUGCUGUGCUGGGAGAUUACCCAUUGGCGACCUCUCCAAAGCACUGCAGAGCGCCACAAAGUCACAGACUGAGAGAGAGAUUCCCAACCCAGUUGUGAUUGGGCCGCUGACCGUAGGCCACCGCGUGAGCCACAGUCGCAGACAUCGGCAGAUCGGGUAUCGCGAUGGCGCCAAAAAAUCUUUGAUCCUGAAGAGGGGCGAACUUCCCGUCUGCGCCUGCAUGGCGGCCUGAAGCAGGGCGUUGGCCGGUGUUACUCGAAACCGAAUGGGUGCAACAGCUUUUUCCAAGUCUUCACAACCUCUCGCGGACGCAAGUCGUACUUAAAGCUCUUCCGCCGGAGAUCCACAUUUGCCGUGUUGUCCGUCGGCCCCACUCUCGCCGACUCCCCGAGCCCGCCGGCCCGGAAUCCUGGUUUUACGGCCCUCUCGGCAACCAUGGCGGCGACCAUGGAAAUCAUGUGGUCCGCUUUCCAAAAGUGACGUGGAAGGAAUAAAAUCGCAUCUUCUGUUCUAGCCGCCUCCGAAAAUGUUCUAGGCCUGUCGGGGAAUUGAAACCCUGGCAACGGCUUGGUUCCGAAACCAAGGGUUAACAGUCUGGCCAAACCAAACGGUGUCGGAACGAUCCCGAACAUGGGCUCUAUCCAGAUCCCUAUGGCCAUCAGCUCAACCUUCAACGCCAUGAUAAAAGCGUUUGAUCUUUUUCGGAAACUGUAGUCAUGCUGUCAUUAUUAACCUCUGUAUCAACAUAUUCACAGUGUUCAGAUAAUUCUAUAUAUCUAAGAUGGUCGUGACGCAAAUCCACAGCGUUCUUCAACGCCUACGACAAGAGCAUUUCGUCGCCUCCAUACUCUUCGCCGCCGCAGCCACCACCAUACUUCUCAUCACGAUAUUACUUCAGUACUUCAAACCAGUCGGGAAACGCAGAGGAAAUGAUGGAAGACGUCCCGUUCUACCACCAGGCCCCGAAGGCGUUCCCCUAUUCGGGAACCUGCUCCAAGUCAAUUCCAGCAAAGGAGACCCCUACAACAGAGGCCUCCUCUCCAUGGCAAAAUACGGAGAAAUGACCACCCUCCACCUAGGCUCAAAGACCCUAGUCCUCCUGAACAGCAGCCGCGUCGUGAGCGAAAUCAUCGCCAAGCGAAGCAGCCAGACGAGCACCCGGACCCCCAUGCCCAUCUCCAACGACAUCGUCGGCCGCAACCGCAAGUCCCUCAUCAUGUCCCAAAAGGACUGGGCCGAGCCCCGGCGCGUCAUGCACUCCCUCCUCAGCGGCACCGCCCUCCGCCAGUACGGCGAGUUCCAGGAGCUCGAGAGCACCCAGAUGAUGGCCGAGUACGUCUUCAAGCCGGGCAUGUGGUACCGCCACCACUACCGCUACGCCAACUCGGUCAUCCACCGCAUCGCCCUCGGCGAGCGCCUCGUCAAGAGCGAGGAGGAGCUCGUCGACAUGCAAAACGCAGUCACCUUCUUCGUCGGCUCCAUCGGCAGCUCCAUCAUCGACUGGUUCCCCGACCUCGCAAAGCUCCCGCGCUUCCUCCAGCUCUGGCGCCCGCACUGGGAGGCCCUCGGCCAGUGGAACUACGACCUCUACGACCGCUGGUACAGCCCCAUCGCCGCCAAAGUCGAGAACGGCACCGCGCCCCCGUCCUUUGUCCGCGACACGCUGCUCCACCCGGACACAAAGUACAAGGGCGACCACGUCGACGGCAUGUACGUCGCCAUGCAGCUCAUCGAGGCCGGCAGCGACACCACCCGCGAGGCCCUCAACAUCAUGACCAUGGCCGCGCUCGAGUACCCGGCCGUGUUCAAGGCGGCGCGCGCAGAGGUCGACGCCCUCUGCGGCGUCGACGAGCAGGCCCGCCUGCCCACCCUCGCCGACAUGGACGACCUGAAAUACAUCUGCGCCAUGGCCAAGGAGAUCCUGCGCUGGCACGUCAUCUUCCCGCUCACGCCGGACCACACGACGUCUGCGGACAUGGAGUUUGAGGGGUACUAUUUCCCCGCGGGGACCGGGUUCGCCAUCAACGGGCCCGCCGUCGCCAACGAGUGCGAGGAUCCGGACGAGUUCAAGCCCGAGAGGUGGCUGGACGGCCACGAGGCGGAUAUCGCGCAUGGGUUGUGGGCUUUUGGCGGCGGGCGGAGGAUAUGUGUGGGAUACCGCCUGGCUCAGCGCAGCAUGUUUUUGAAUAUUGCCAGACUGGUUCAGUGUGUCGACUACAAGCCUAAUGGACCGUACAACAGGAACAUCCUGAACCUGGAGGCCACGGGCGAGCCCUUCCCUGUCAAGGUCGACAUGAGGAACAAGCAUUACGAGUCUCUCAUCCUGCGAGAGGCUCAGGUUGCUGGUGUUUUGGAGGACGCUAAGCUGAUGCGGGACUAA
This is a messenger RNA of Colletotrichum scovillei, 2882 nucleotides long. Its product is annotated as cytochrome P450. Bases 1284 to 2882 code for a protein of 532 amino acids. Gene Ontology annotation, molecular function: monooxygenase activity; heme binding; iron ion binding. The transcript is spliced from 3 exons. The record is from RefSeq and is a predicted model, not a curated record. Lineage: Eukaryota; Fungi; Ascomycota; Sordariomycetes; Glomerellales; Glomerellaceae.